UCAAAUAAAGCAUAAUAUGCACAUUAGCUUCAGCAUGUGUCGAAUUAUGUCUUUUUAAUUCGGUGGGGCGGCUAUAAAAGACAAAUGAUACCUCCGAAUUGCUAUCAGUUUCAGUUCAGAAAUUCCCUGAAAACAACCCAUAUCAAUAUGUUCAAAUUCUUCGCUUUGUGCUUGUUGGCUAUCGUUGCCGCUGUCGCCGCUAAGCCAGCUAUUGUUGCUCCUUUGGCUUACUCAUCGCCAUUGGUUGCUUCGCCAUACACUGCUGCUUACACCGCUGGAUACGCUUCACCUUAUGUAGCUGCAUCUCCAUAUGUAGCUUCACCAUAUGUUGCAUCGCCAUAUGCUGCUUACUCUGCCUACCCAUAUGCUGCUGCUCCUGUUUUGGUUCGUUAAGGAGUGACCAUGUUUGGCGAGCACGGAUCAAUGUUGACGGAAUGGACAUUUUCGAAAAUUUGUUAAAUAU
Molecule: messenger RNA, 463 nt
Organism: Eupeodes corollae
Lineage: Eukaryota; Metazoa; Arthropoda; Insecta; Diptera; Syrphidae
Exons: 2
Coding region: 85-393 (102 amino acids)
Source: RefSeq, a predicted model, not a curated record